GGAGAGGGAGUGAGGGAGAGUUGUAGGAAGAAGACUGUGCUGCUAGGAAGGAGACAGAGAGAGAGAGAGAGAGAGAGAGAGAGAGAUCUCUAUCUAUCUUGUUGGUGAGAUCAGCAGCUGAAAGGCAAAAUCUUUGCAGAUGGGGAGGGAGGUUGCCAGCUUACGUAUCGACAAGAAAGCCAAUGUUGCCAAUUUAAAACCAAAUUGUACUGGUUAUGGAACAGUUGACAUUAAUGGCUCGGAGGCACUUGGAAGAGACGCGAAUAUUGAGGAUUGCCGUGAGAAGCAAGAUGUGCUAUCUGUUAAGAUCACAAAUUGUGAGGCCGGUGAGCCUGAGGGAAAAGUUGUGAAAGCUGACACUCUAAAGUUGAGUGAUAAGAAGUCGAACUCAACCGUGAAGCCUGCCUCGGAGUCUGCUAUUGUAGAUGCAACUUUAGACACAAACCCUGAUAUGUUGAAGUCCCCCGGCCCUGGUCUUGUUGCCAAGCAUCAUGCUAACGGUGUUGAGGCUACUGAUACUGGUUCGAACUGCUCUUCGAAAUCAAAUGAUCUGCACUCCCCGUUGAGUGCAAAAAGGUCACAGCAAACUCCACUGGUGUCAAGAAAACUGCAGCAGCUGGAUGAUAGGAAACACCAUGACGAAGAAGAUAUUUGGUCCUUGGCUUCUUCCUUGUAUAGUGCUGCAGCAUCUGUGAGAACUCUCAGGUCUAAAAUCACUGUUCCAGUUGCUCCAACUUUUAAAUCUGCAGAUCGAGCUGCAAGACGCAGAGAGUUUUACUCAAAGUUGGAGGAAAAACACAAAGCUUUGGAAGCAGAGAAACAAGAAUGUGCUGCCAGAACUAAGGAAGAAGAGGAAGCAGUUAUAAAGCAGCUUAGAAAGAACAUGGUCUAUAAGGCAAAUCCAGUUCCAAGCUUUUACCACGAAGGACCUCCACCAAAAGCCGAACUUAAGAAACUACCUCUCACUCGUGCAAAAUCGCCCAACCUUACACGGAGAAAAAGCUGCAGUGAUGCUGUCGUUUCUCCAGAAGUGAAGCAAGUUUGUGGUCGGGGUCGUCACAGCAUUGGCGCGUACAGGCAAGGGAACACGAGCGCCGUAACUCCCAAAAGUAAAGGCCCGGUGAACGGAGAGAAUGGUAAUGGAACUAGCAGUGCCAAACCAGUAAAGGUUACAAGGAGAACUCCAGCCAAGGGGAGAAAGGAAACUCCUGCAAACGACUCGCCAGCGAAGGAAACGAAUGCAAGUCCAACUAACGACGUAAAGGAAACUCCAGCCGAAGAGGUAAAGGAAAGUAAUUGUGCUGUUAUAGAUUUUCAGGCGAGCGGGCAUAUUGCUGCUCAAUCAUGAAGCAAUUUAGCUCCUAUUUUUUGUGUUUCUGAUUGUACUUUUAGAGGAAAACGAACUGAACUCCUUAAAAUGGUCAUUUCCUUGGUUGUUGGCAAUGACUUGUUGAUCAAUCUGUGUUGUAAAUUGUGUAGCAGUGUGUGUUUUUUUGGUACAUAUUUGAUGAAGAAGAGAGACAUGGAGGCAUGGACUGACUUGUUUAUAAACGCACUUCAACUUUUUUUUGUCUGAU
Molecule: messenger RNA, 1577 nt
Organism: Ipomoea triloba (trilobed morning glory)
Lineage: Eukaryota; Viridiplantae; Streptophyta; Magnoliopsida; Solanales; Convolvulaceae
Product: protein WVD2-like 2
Exons: 7
Coding region: 140-1348 (402 amino acids)
Biological process (GO): microtubule cytoskeleton organization
Molecular function (GO): microtubule binding
Source: RefSeq, a predicted model, not a curated record